AUGAAUACAAUGCUUUGUCUAUUUGCUUUACUUAUCUCUUUGACUGUAAUUACUUCCUCGAUCGCUCCAAUUCGCAUUGACACAACUUGCCACGAUGAGCGAUAUUUCUACUCAAGUGCUCUGAAUCUUUGCAUACUCAACACUCGUUAUUUUGAGAGCUGGGCAUGGGCAUUUCUGUAUUGUCAACGAGAGGGCGGGAAUCUCCCAUCAAUUCACAACGCCUUUCAGAAUAGUCUAAUCGCUGAGCUUCAAUUUAAUCUGACCGGGAAAACACAGUCAUGGCUUGGAGCAGAGAAAUAUGAUGGGCAAUGGUCGUGGAUUGAUAAGUCACCAUUCGACUAUCAACGAUUCGACAAAAAAAACUCGAGUGGAUGCUUUGUUUGCGAUGGAGCUCUGUUGGAUGCAACGGAUCUUUUGUGGAAACCUGUCGAUUCGUCCACUUACAACAGCUUCAUCUGCGUUGCACCACCGUUCAUCCCGACAACAACAACCCGCGAUCCAUCGGUGACAACGGAUUCAUUCGGUUGCUAUCCAGCACACAAACAACCACCGUUUAAUUGCAAAGAAGGAUGGCAAUAUGCGCCCGAACUUGGAUACGAAUAUUUGGUGUUUUCCGACAGCUUUUAUGACGAUACAGAGACUUAUUGUGUGAGUCAGGGAGCUCACUUGGUCUCUAUUCACAGCGAGGCCGAGAACGAUUUCGUUGCCGGUUUGUGCUGCGUAUCAAGUGAUCACUAUUUGGAUGCCGGGUUCUACAUAACUGGCGGCGUUCAACAAAACGGCACACUGAAAUGGCUUGAUGGAAGUGCUUUCGAUUUCAAGCACGAAUGGUGUGGCGGAGAGCCUUGGGAUCAUGCUGAUGAGGGGAUCCUUUAUAUCGUCAAUACAGAAUCAAGAGGUCAAACAGAGUGCCUGCCAAAGACAUGGGGUCUCGACUACAAUUUCGUGAAAGACAAAAGCGCCACUCCAUAUUAUGUAUGCAAAAGAAAAAGAAACGCC
Mesorhabditis belari is the source of this 999-nucleotide messenger RNA. Lineage: Eukaryota; Metazoa; Nematoda; Chromadorea; Rhabditida; Rhabditidae. The record is from the annotation of a GenBank genome assembly.